Molecule: messenger RNA, 1422 nt
Organism: Acanthamoeba castellanii str. Neff
Lineage: Eukaryota; Discosea; Longamoebia; Acanthamoebidae
Exons: 10
Coding region: 1-1422 (473 amino acids)
Source: RefSeq, a predicted model, not a curated record
AUGGUGGAUGUAUGGGACCGCAAGGCCGAGAGCGACGGCCAGAAGGCCACCACGACCCACAACUCUUCUUCACCAGCAACGACGGCCAACAACAAUGAGAAAACUCACAGCCUCACCAAGGCCCAGCUUGCGGCGGCAGCGCCCUCACAACUGCUUCAUGCCACCGCCGAUGACAAAGCGCCGAGCUAUGUGCACACGGCGGGCAUAGUGCUCUCGCAGCUGCUGCUGUGGCACCGGGCGCUCCUGCACUUCCAGCCCAGCAGCGGCGCUCUGCCCAUCCUCCUCUCUUCGCCCGCCUCCUCCUCCGGUGGCCACGCCCUCUUCGUUCGGGAAGAAGCCGAAGAGCUGGCGGAUCUCCUGUGGCAGAUCGGGUGCGGGCUGUUCUUCGUGUGGAGCGGGUGGAAGGCCGCCCACGCCUUCUCCUCCCUCGCGCCCACCACCGCCCUGCGACUCGACGCGCGCAACCCCAAACAGCGCAGUUGGGUGGACCUGCUGUGGAAGCUGGUGUUCAAGCCCCUGCGCAGGAGGGUGACCCUCUUUCUGCCGGCGUACAUGCUCACCGUCAGCCUCGUGCACCUGGUUAACACUGUUCCCGCCACCCGCUUCGUCUUGAUGUCACGUGGGCGCGCACUUCAAUUAUUUCCACAUUCAUGUCUGUUCGCAUCUCCUCCUCUUCUUCCCCUAUUCGCUCACCAUGUGGGUUGUACACUGUCCUCUCUUCUAUGCCAUCACCCAAGCUCAGGCUUCUGGCUGGACUCACGCCAGCCGCCCUACUCUUCUCUCUGCCUCUCGUGGCCUCGUCCUGGCACCUGGCCCAAUGCGUGCUGCUCGUCUACGGCCCGCUCCUCGUGUGCGUGGCUCUGCGCCCGGCGAUCAGGUCGCCCCGCGCCAAGUCCAUCACCUUGCUGCUGGCCGCGAUGCUCAUCUACGGCGGCCGCCUGGCUGUCGAGUCGACAGACCAUGCAGGACUCAAGCUCGCGCACUCCAGUCUCGUGGCAUUCGUCGGCUCGCUGGUGGCGCGACACUACCCAGCGUUCGUGGCCAACUCGGCCCUGUACGUGCUGGGCUUCCUCUGGGUCCACUACGCUGACGCUCCCUCAGUGGGCCACCCGCCGCCGGCCGAGCCCAAGGGCGAGUCCCAAUGGGUCCUCAUCCUGUUUGGCACCCUCUCCUUCCUGGUCGCCGCGUCUCUGUUGUCGUCGUCAUUUGAAGAGAGCGACGCAUUCGUCAGACUCUGCCGCGACUACUUCGUUCUGCUCGUGGCGCUGCUCAUCAAGUACUGCGGCGACCAACCUUUCGAAGGCCUCUCCGAGAGGCUCCUCCGCGACAGCAGCUUCCUGGUGUUCCUCCUUCAUCCCGUGUGCGCCAGCCUGGUGGCGGUGGCGCUCUCGGCCACGGCGACGUCGCUGCCGUUUCUGGUGA